AUGGCCGGCUACAACUCCAUGCCCCCACUCUCCGUACCGGCUGGCUCCAACUCUGGUGCCCUCGGCCUCGGCGUCAAUGUCAAUGUGAACCAUCCGAAUCCCGGCGGCGGCCUGAACAUGGACGCUUUUGACCAGGACAUUGCCUUUGACGAAGCUCUUCUCGACAACGUCAACGGCCUGCCAUUACCGUUCACGCCCUCGUACGACUUCGAGACCUUCUCCACCACUUUUGAAGACCCGUUCCCCUACUCUGUCGCGGCUACCGGCCGGCCCUAUGAGCUGGCACCACACAAUGGGGACGGCUUCUUGCAGUCCGCAUCACCGCAGGAUGAGGGCCUCGACAACAAACUGCUCAGCUUCACCGCGCCGGUUGUCAAGGCGGCCGUCGUCGACGAAGGCGGCCAGUUUUCCGAGCCCGCCAUGACCGCCGAGCUCUUUGGCAUGUUUUUCUUGGCCGAGGAUGUCUACUCGGCCGAAAACACUGGCCGCCCGCUCGAACUCACCUGCUACCGCCGGAAUCUCUGGUGGUGCUCAGGCCAGAUCACGCUCCCGCGACAAGUCACGCAUAUCGUCACAGACCAAGGCCAGCACGUUGCGGUGCACGAGCUUGCGGCGUCCAUUUCGGCAAUCGAGAGCAUCGAGGGCAAGACGACGGAGAUUAUCUGCAUCCCCUGGAAGAGCACGGCAGCCAACAGUGGCGCCAACAACGGCAGCAGCGCACCAAGCGAUGACUCCAAAAUCGCUGGUUCGCCACCAAACGUGCCCAUCGACCUAGCCAACGGGCAGGAACUGGACAACGGUCUUGUGUCUGUGCCUGUGUCCUGGAAGCGCUUACAGUUCAAGCACGCUACCGCCAAUAACGGUCGUCGCAAGGGCCAACAGCAGCAUUACGUCGUGCAGAUCAACCUGCUCGGCCGCAUCCAAGCCGAGGCUGAUGCGAGCGGCACCGCUGGCAGCGACAAGAGCGAGGAGGGUGAGUGGGUCAAGAUUGCCGAGAUCCAGUCUGGACCCGUCAUUGUCCGCGGCCGCAGUCCACGCAAUUUUGUCAGUCGCCGCGACGUGCCCCUGACUGGCACCAGCACGGCGGUUGAUAAGAAGCAACAAAUGCAGCAGCAGCAGCAGCAGCAGCAGCAACAACAACAGUUGCAACAACAGGUGCAACAGCAGCAGCAGCUCGAUCGUCAUUCAAUAUCCUCCACCAACACGCUAGAAGCUGCAAUGCACCAGGGCCAGCACCGCAGCAACAGUAACGGCAUCGACAUGGCGCAGAACUUCCAGGGAUACAACCUGCUUGGAACCAUGCCACAACCGAACGAUUGGUCGCAGCAAUACGCUCAAGUACAGGCUCAGGCUCAGGCCCAACUCCAAGCGCAACAGCAAAGCCCACAUCCCGCCAAGAAGAUGGCCCUCUCCCCGACCCAAACACGGCCACCCGUCCCUGCGUGGAACAGCGAAUCGACGCCGUCAAGAUCAACAAAAGCCCAACAGCAGCAGCAGCAACAUCAACAACAGCAGCAGCAGCAGCAGCAGCAGCAGCAGCAGCAGCAACAACAACACAGCCUGGUACAGCGAUCCAACAGUGCCGCUGUUCCCCUCAACCUCUCCUUGUCUGAAGAUGAGCGCAGCCCGUCUAACCGGACCGGUGCCGACCGUCCUUCAAACAGCCCGCCUUUCUCCAACGUGGUCGCCGGCAGUGGAAGAGCCACCACGACAAUCGCCCUUCCGGCGGUAUCCACAUCCGCAUCCUCGGCUGCCACCGGAAACAACACAGCCGGUGCUGCAGCGGCUGCGGCUCAGAGCGAUUCGUUUGAAAACGGCGAGCUUCUCUACGAAUAUUUCCCGCUCAGUCUGGAUGAUUGGAUGCCACCUGUCGACGCCAUCUACCGGCCACAUGUUGUGCACCACACGGUCGUGCCCCCCGAAGUGAAAGCACAGCAAGUGCGCAGUAAGACGAAACGGUACUUUGCAGCAGAAUAA
Messenger RNA from Sporothrix schenckii 1099-18, 1977 nucleotides. RefSeq names its product acid phosphatase. The coding region runs from base 1 to 1977 and encodes 658 amino acids. Gene Ontology annotation, biological process: positive regulation of transcription by RNA polymerase II; meiotic cell cycle. Gene Ontology annotation, cellular component: nuclear chromosome. Gene Ontology annotation, molecular function: DNA-binding transcription factor activity; DNA binding. The record is from RefSeq and is a predicted model, not a curated record. NCBI's taxonomy places the organism in Eukaryota, Fungi, Ascomycota, Sordariomycetes, Ophiostomatales, Ophiostomataceae. The transcript is spliced from 4 exons.